This is a messenger RNA of Tetranychus urticae (two-spotted spider mite), 684 nucleotides long. The record is from RefSeq and is a predicted model, not a curated record. Lineage: Eukaryota; Metazoa; Arthropoda; Arachnida; Trombidiformes; Tetranychidae.
AUGAUUAUUCAGCUGCUAACGUUUCUUGUCCUGAUCAGUGCAUCAAACUGCCAAAAAAGUCCUAAAGCUCAAUUAUCUUUCCUUCUUAAACCAAAAAUUGGUGGCAAAACCACUGUUGCUUGUAUGGUGGACGAUGGAGAGCCACCAUUUGAAUUUAAUUGGUUCAAAGAUAAUCGUGGAAUCACAAAUAACGAUGGAUUUCGUAUCAAUAAGUUGCCUGACUCUUCAAUCUUGACUAUCGAGCAAAUGUCGUCAAGUCACAAUGGGAAAUAUACAUGUAAUGUUAAAAAUAUGUAUGGAAGUGAUACACCAGCUAUCGAGAUUGCUGUUGAAGGACCUCCUUCAUGGAAAUUCAAGCAACAAGAUGUGAAAUCUAAACCAAAUGAAAAUGUCAUCUUGAAAUGUUCUGCUACUGGUCAUCCAAAACCAAAAAUUAUAUGGAAAAAGUUUGAAAACUUGAAGUGGGUAACUCUGGAUGAUGAUAAAUUGAUUGGAAAAAUUUCUGAUGAUGAAAUUAGGGUCAGCAAUUUACAUAAGAAACACGAAGGAAAAUUUGGAUGUGAAGUAUCGAAUGGAUUUGGGCCUAAUCUUUGGAAUGAAUUCAAUAUUGACAUCAUUGGUAUGAUAUGGAAGGUUUAUAUUUUUCAGAGAUCGCGGUUUUAUUUUAUAAUGAGAUGGGCUUGA